Molecule: messenger RNA, 508 nt
Organism: Panicum virgatum (switchgrass)
Lineage: Eukaryota; Viridiplantae; Streptophyta; Magnoliopsida; Poales; Poaceae
Product: dehydrin DHN3-like
Exons: 2
Coding region: 17-415 (132 amino acids)
Biological process (GO): response to water
Source: RefSeq, a predicted model, not a curated record
CUCGUCGAUAGCUAGGAUGGAGCACCAGGGGCAGCACGGCCACGCUACCAACCAAGCCAGCGAGUACGGCAACCCAGUUGCUACUGGGCAUGGCGCCACCAGCGUGGGUGCUGCUGCCGGCGAGCAGGUCCAUCAUCCCAAUCCCAUGAGGGACGACCACAAGACCGACGGCCUCCUGCGCCGCUCCGGCAGCUCAUCCAGCUCCAGCUCGUCUGAGGAUGACGGCAUGGGCGGGAGGAGGAAGAAGGGCCUCAAGGAGAAGAUCAAGGAGAAGCUGCCUGGGGGGCACAAGGACAGCAACCAGCAGGACACGGCAACUGGCGCAACCGGCACUGGUGCGCACGGCACGGAGGGCACAGGAGAAAAGAAGGGUCUCAUGGACAAGAUCAAGGAGAAGCUCCCCGGGCAGCACUGAGCUAUCCAAUUGACGUGAAUGCUAGCUCGAUCUGGUUGCUACAUAUGGAUCAGUUGUCAAUAAAUGGUCGUUUGCAGUGACGGCAUGUGUGGU